Molecule: messenger RNA, 900 nt
Organism: Effrenium voratum
Lineage: Eukaryota; Dinophyceae; Suessiales; Symbiodiniaceae
Source: the annotation of a GenBank genome assembly
AUGCACACCACACGGCUGGUCAGCGAAGAUCCCAAGAUUUGGGUGGCUGAUGAUUGCGUGCCCCAGGAGUUUUUAGACCAUGUGGACGCAGCAUUUGCAGCCAAAGACCUAGGGCCGCGAGUGGUCGAGAAGUAUGACGGCAGGCGCAUUCUUGCGCGAAAUGUUGACUUUGAAGUUGAUGAGCUAUCACGAGGAAUGUUUGAGAACAUUGCCAAGGUGCUAGGCAUCACUGAGCUGGAUCGCUGUCGUGACUUUAUGGUGUCAGAGGUGUGGGCAGACGGUCAGACAAGCCACGUAGACCACAUAAAUCUUGAUGACCUGGCGGCGAACAAGUACAAUGUGGAUUUUCUUGACCUGAGCAAGCAGAGCUCUUCUGCCGGCAGCCCACGGAGGGUGGUUCCCACAGUCUCCAUCGUGGUUUAUCUCAAUGACGUUGGAGGCAUUCGGUUCCCGCAUGCCGCGGAUGAAGCAGGCACAAUUGCCGCAAAGUGCGGCCGUGUGGUCAUGUUUCAGAACUACGACGAUGUCCACCGACCGGCGCACAAGGCAUCUGCAGAGCACCAUGGCAUAUACUUCAAGGACAUGCCAAAGCGUAUCCUGGUGAUGGGGCUCCUGGCAAAUGAGAAUCCGUCAAUGGUAGGGUCCAACCCACCAUGGCAAGGGCUGCUUUACUGCGCCGGCACCAGCCGCGACCCACUUUUUCAUGACAACCCCUCCUACGACACCUACAAGUCCAAGAAAGACCUGGCAGACAUCUACGGCCCAGACUCCCCUCAAGUGCAGCAACGCGAGCGGAUGGAAGCCGAAGCAAUGAAGAAGCAGGACCUGGUCCUCACCAUGCACUCUACCACCGUUGGAUCAGAGAUCCUAGUGGUGGGCCGCUCGGCAAGUGAGACGUAA